This is a messenger RNA of Nothoprocta perdicaria, 1695 nucleotides long. RefSeq names its product tyrosine-protein kinase receptor UFO-like. The annotation marks the transcript as partial. Gene Ontology annotation, cellular component: signaling receptor complex. Lineage: Eukaryota; Metazoa; Chordata; Aves; Tinamiformes; Tinamidae. The record is from RefSeq and is a predicted model, not a curated record. Gene Ontology annotation, biological process: nervous system development; cell migration; phagocytosis. The transcript has 13 exons. Gene Ontology annotation, molecular function: protein binding; ATP binding; transmembrane receptor protein tyrosine kinase activity.
AUGCCUCCAGGGAUGCCGUCUGCGCUGUCCUUCCUGGAGAGCCCGUCCAACGUGACGGCGUCGCCGGGCCGGGCGGCGCGGCUGCGGUGCCGCGUGCAGGCAGUGGGGGGGCCACCCGAGCUGGGCUGGCUGCGUGACGGGCGCCCGCUGCGCUGGGCCGACACCGACCAGGCCCAGGUGCCGCUCAGCGAGCGCCUCUGGCUCGGCACCAGCGAGCUCAGCCUCCCGUCACUGCAGCCCUCGGAUGCCGGGCGCUACCAGUGCUGGGUGCGCAGCAGCGGCCGGGAGCUGCUCUCGGCCCCCGCACUCCUGCAGCUCGAAGGGCUGCCACUGUUCGUGGAGGAGCCACAGGACGCGCAGGUGGCGGCCGACACCCCCUUCACGCUGCGGUGCCGGGCGCGGGGCCCCCCCGAGCCCGUGUGGCUGCUCUGGCUGCGCGAUGGGGCCCCCCUGCAGCCCCCCCCGCCCGCCGGCGCCCCCCCCCUGCUCCACGUGCCCGGGCUCAACCGCAGCGCGACCUUCUCCUGCGAGGCUCGAAACGCCCGCGGCGUCAGCACCUCCCGUACAGCCGCGGUCACGGUGGUGCCGCAGCCCCCCUGCAACCUGGCGCUGGUGACACCCGGACCCCGGUGGCUGCAGAUGACCUGGGAGCCGGGGCCCAGCGGGGAGGCGCCCAUCACCCUCUGCACCCUGCAGGCAGUGCCUGCGGAUGAAGCCGGGGGGGCUCCGGGGGCCGUGUCCCGCGCGGUACCCGUGCCCCCCUUUGCCCUGCGCCUCGAGGGGCUCCAGCCCUUUGCCGCCUACCGGGCCCGCGUCGGCUGUCGCAGCGCCCAGGGACCCUCGCCCUGGGGCUCCUGGGUGCCCAUGAGCACCCUGGAGGACGCGCCCGAGGCGCCCCCCGAGAACGUGAGCGCGGAGCGGGCAGGCAGCCGGGCCCGCGUGCGCUGGGCGGCCCCGCGUGGGCGCCUCAACGGGGCCCUGCGCGGCUACCGGGUGGGCUACGAGCGCCCCGGUGCCCCCGAGGUGGUGCUGGACGUGGGGCUGGCGCAGGAGGUGACGCUGGAGCUGCCGCCGGGGACGCCGGAUGUCACCGUGCGCGUGCGGCCCUACACGGGCGCCGGCGCCGGGCCCUGGAGCCGCCGCGUGGCCCUGCCGCCCCGUGAGCCCCGGCCUCCCCCUGUCCCUGCGGAGAGCCUGUCCCCACGCGGUGAGCUGGCCGUGCACUACCGCGCACAGCGCUCCUACAGCCGGCGGCCGCCUGACGCCACGCUGAGCAGCCUGGGCGUCAGCGCGGAGCUGCAGGAGAAGCUGCGGGACGUCCUGGUGGAGCAGGACAGGGUGGCCCUGGGCAAGACCCUGGGGGAGGGUGAGAUGGGGACGUGGGGGACACGAGGGGGACAUGAGAGAACAUGGGGGGACAAGGGGGUGCUGCCCGGGAGGACCCUCGUGGGCUUCAUGGCCGACAUCGCCAGCGGGAUGGAGUAUCUGAGCGGCAAGAGCUUCAUCCACCGUGACCUGGCGGCGCGAAACUGCAUGCUGGACGAGCGGCUCCGCGUGCGCGUCGCCGACUUCGGCCUCGCCAAGAAGGUGCUGGGGGGCGGCUACUACCGGCAGGGCCGCGUGGCCAAGAUGCCCGUCAAGUGGGUGGCCCCUGAGAGCCUCGCGGACCGGGUGUACACGACGCAGAGCGACGUG